AUGGCGAACACUUUGCCAGAAUCUGCUCUCAUCACAACAUCCCAGUUGAUCGGCUUCAUAAUGUACAUCAUCAUUUUCACGCCCAUGAUGUUCAUUCGUCCUUCGAGAAUGCAGCCGAUUCUAUUCGCAUCGUUCUUCAUGGUGGCAACCACGAUCUUUGGGAUCUUCGUCUGGACUGUGGCUUCAAAUGGUGGUGCUCCCGUUCCAGCCCCAUUAAAGUCGAUUUCGAGCAGCGAACGCUCACAAUCCGACUGGACUCGUUAUGCCAAAACUCGCCGUGCUCCGGUGCUCAACCAACUCUUUGGAGCGCCGCUCACAAUCACCAUCUGCGCCACUUUAGGAGUCUUCGCUACCAGUGCUGUAAAGCAGAUGUACGGGAAAGCCAUAUGGAAUCCCAUCUCUCUUUUCGAAUUUCUCCUAAGCGACAAUUACAACGCCGCGACGCGUGCUGGCUGUUUCUUUGCUGGGCUGGGCUGGGCUUCUUCUACCAACCUAGUGCAGAACUCCGUAGCGGCAUCAAUGGACCUGGCGUCUAUGGCUCCAAAGUGGAUAGAUGUAUCGCGCGGGGGCUUGCUUAUGUGCGUCAUCGGGUACGUGACCAACCCCUGGCGAUUUGUGAACGGCCCAGGAACAUUCAUUGUAGUGUUGAAUUCUUUCGGCAUGUUCGUCUCGCCUUUAGCGGGUAUCAACAUUAUCCGUAAGCUCAACUGGAAGGUCCCGGAUCUAUAUGUCGGCAACAAAUCAAGUAUCUACUGGUUUACCGGAGGCCUGAACUGGCGCGCCUUUCUUGCGUGGACAUUGGCUAUAUGGGCUUCUUUCCCCGGAUUUAUUCACGCGACUGCUGGCACAGAGGUAGCACUUGGGUGGACUCGUACGUUCCAGGUCACCUGGAUAGUUGGGUUCAUGGGUGGAGGUGCCAUGUACUGGCUCAUCUGCACAAUCUCCCCUCCACCUGGAGCGCCAUACGUCACCGACUGUAUGGACGAAAACAUCACGGUAGAAGGCGUGGCACCACGUACUAUAGACUACGAGAACAAAAGCGGCGCAUCUUCAGCACAGGUAGUCGACGAAGAGAUGGGCAAGAAAGCAUAG
Mytilinidion resinicola is the source of this 1092-nucleotide messenger RNA. RefSeq lists its product as uncharacterized. The coding region runs from base 1 to 1092 and encodes 363 amino acids. Gene Ontology annotation, cellular component: plasma membrane. NCBI's taxonomy places the organism in Eukaryota, Fungi, Ascomycota, Dothideomycetes, Mytilinidiales, Mytilinidiaceae. The record is from RefSeq and is a predicted model, not a curated record. Gene Ontology annotation, biological process: nucleobase transport; transmembrane transport. Gene Ontology annotation, molecular function: nucleobase transmembrane transporter activity. The transcript is spliced from 5 exons.